UUGUCCACUCCCUCAUGUCCUCCUCAGGGCUCUCUGAGUCGCUACCUGGGCCUCCAGAUCAACGAUUGGGUCGGCAGCUGUCGGCUCGCUCAUUCCGUCACCCGUGGCCUGGCGUACCUACACACUGAGCUCUUCAAAGGAGACGUGUACAAGCCAGCCGUGUCCCACAGGGACCUGAACAGUCGCAAUGUUCUUGUCAAGGCUGACGGCACUUGUGUCAUCAUCGAUUUUGGCCUGUCCAUGAAGCUCACAGGAAACAGGACCGCGCGCGCAGGAGAAGAGGAAAACGCUGCCAUAAGUGAGGUGGGGACGAUCCGCUACAUGGCUCCAGAGGUCUUGGAGGGGGCGGUGAACCUGAGGGACUGUGAGUCGGCGCUGAAGCAGGUGGAUAUGUACGCCCUGGGCCUGAUCUACUGGGAGACCUUCAUGAGAUGUACCGACCUGUUCCCUGGAGAGUCAGUGCCAGAUUACCAGAUGGCGUUUCAGGCGGAGGCAGGGAACCACCCGACGUUUGAGGACAUGCAGGUCCUGGUGUCCAGGGAGAAGCAACGGCCCAACUUCCCAGAGGCCUGGAAAGAGAACAGUUUGGUAAGUUUGUGUGUGAGCCACACUCUAAAUGAUAAAACACUCAUCAGAUUGUGA
Molecule: messenger RNA, 642 nt
Organism: Notothenia coriiceps (black rockcod)
Lineage: Eukaryota; Metazoa; Chordata; Actinopteri; Perciformes; Nototheniidae
Product: bone morphogenetic protein receptor type-2-like
Exons: 4
Biological process (GO): protein phosphorylation; vasculature development; cellular response to growth factor stimulus
Cellular component (GO): plasma membrane; signaling receptor complex
Molecular function (GO): ATP binding; transforming growth factor beta receptor activity
Source: RefSeq, a predicted model, not a curated record